Peromyscus eremicus (cactus mouse) is the source of this 1641-nucleotide messenger RNA. Its product is annotated as sperm motility kinase X-like. Lineage: Eukaryota; Metazoa; Chordata; Mammalia; Rodentia; Cricetidae. Gene Ontology annotation, biological process: microtubule cytoskeleton organization; protein phosphorylation; intracellular signal transduction. The record is from RefSeq and is a predicted model, not a curated record. Gene Ontology annotation, molecular function: ATP binding; protein serine/threonine kinase activity; tau-protein kinase activity. Gene Ontology annotation, cellular component: cytoplasm.
AUGGAGCAGGGCGGGGAGGCCCACUGCUCUGCUGAGGAGACCUUGAUCGAUGACUAUAAGAUGAUGAUGACCCUGGGCCAAGGACAGUUUCCAGAGGUCAAACUGGCCUUUCAUGUACCCACAGUACUAUCCUGUGUGGCUGUAAAAAUUCUUAGAAACAAGAAGUAUGCCUCUAUAUGCCUCGCUUAUCAACGUGAAAUCAGCAUCAUGAAAUCCCUUGCCCAUCCUAACAUCAUUAAAUUGUUUCAUGUGGUCCACACCAGAGAGACCACCUACCUGGUGAUGGAGCAUGCAUCAGAGGGAGGCCUGCUGCAUCACAUCCUGGAACUGGGGUCCUUAGAGGAGAGCGAGGCUCGAAGGCUGUUCACCCAGCAAUAUUGCCAUGAUAACUUUAUUGUUCAUAGAGACAUAGAAGCCAAUAACAUCCUAAUCGAACACAUGGGUAAUGCCAAGCUGUGUGAUUUUGGCCUUUCUGCUAAGGUCAUCCCUGAGGAGAAGCUUGGUGGUUUCUGUGGCACUCUGUACUACUGUGCCCCGGAACUCUUUGGAAAAAAGGCAUACAAUGGCCAUGCCACUGAUAUUUGGAGUUUAGGUGUGCUCCUCUUCUUCAUGGUGACAGGGGGGCGGGGGGACUUUCCCUUCAAAGCUAGCUCUGUUGCAGGGGUGAAAGAGCAGAUCCUCACUAAAAACUUCAGGGUGCCUCUGCAUGUUUCCGUUGAUAUUCAUGAUGUCAUCCUCAAACUUCUGAUUAUAAACCCCUACAGGAGGCCCACCGUAGGCCAAAUCAUGAAGCGCCCCAUGGUCAGGAACAGUGAGGCUUGGUCACCACCUGCUUCCACCCAGUCUCUCCCAGGCACCCCGAGCCCGAGCAUUGUCAGGGCCAUGACAGUCAUGGGGUAUAAAUCUGAAGAAAUCAUUGAGUCUCUGAGAGACCAGAAAUACAACCAGGUGAUGGCCACUUACCUAAUUCUACAGCACCAGUUACCUGGGGGAGACUGCUACCAUCACCAGGAGAAACCCGUGAGAGCCAUGCAGCCAGGCCUUGUCCUCAACCUGGCAGAUCUUCACACUUUCCCUGUGUCCUUGGGGAGAGCUACCGACCCUGCUCUCCCCACCUUCACCUUGCCAUCGAAGACCAAGGAGAAAGAUGAGAAGAAUGCCAGGCAGGGUGGCACAAGGCACAGCAUGCCUGCCGCCCUGUGCUGCCAGCCAAAGAGGACCCACCCUCCCCACCUACCCUACCUGGGCUGUCCUAUGGCUGAUUCUCUCAUGGGCAGCAACCUGGAAAUCACUGAGUAUUUCAAACAGUCCGAGAUCGGGUCAUUCGGCAGCCACAUGGCCAGUGUCCAGCCACCUCUCUUUCCAGACACCUCCUCUCCUAGGCCACACCAGAAUGAGAGUACAAGUGACACAGACAACAUGUUCUCCUGCAGUCCCCAAGAGGAACUCUGGAGCUCCCAGGAGGCAUCUCAGUAUUUCACUCCCACAGGCUCCUCCCUUUGGGAUACAUUGCAGAAAGAGACCAUCACCCAGAGAUCGACCAUGACUCAGGAAGGGACCAUGGCCCAGGUUGAGGGAAUGACCCAAGAAGGGACCUUGACCCAGGAAGGGACUACAACCCAGGAAUUGACCAUGAUCUAG